AUUUAGAAAUAGAGUAGAUCCACCCACACAUCCAAACUGAGAGUCGGAGAACUUAAAAUGAUAGAAUGACCAAAAUACCCUUACGCGGUCAGACCCUUCUUCCCCCCCGUCUCCUUCCUCUUCGCCCGUUCGUUCCUCCAUUCGCAGGGUUGAGAGGGAAAAAGCAAGGAUGAUACCUCAGCAAUGGUCGUCUCCAUGUGGUAACCAAUGCACCCAGAAAUACGCUGCUCUCACCCAGAUUCCAUGGCGAGUUUUUUGCAAAAAGGGGUGCAACUCGGAUGGAGACACUUGGGAAGAAUGUUUGGAGGAUUGCAAUGAAAUCUGUUACAAGGACCCGGUCUUAAAGGACCGGCAGUGGAGUGCUUAUAUUGACCGCUCACCUGGGUCUGACAGUUACUCGGAGGAAUGUUUCCAUGCUUGUGUAUCAGGCUGUGCUUACAAGUUUGAUAUGCUCACUGAGAACGUCAAUAAAGUUCGGCCGAACAGGCCACCUAAGCCUCCUCCCCCUGUUUUAAAGCCAACCACCUCACCACCAGUUGAAUCCAAAACAACUGCUGAAGACGUACCCAGCACCUCUGCUUAGUGAAAGCCAUCCAAAAUUUUAAAACAAAAUGUAUGCCUUAUCAAUUUAGUCAUCUAGACGGCCUGCAGUUGUUUUUUUCAUCUUAGGCUCCCUUUUUUAAUGGAAAGAAGCUUGCUUUUACGUUUCUUCUUCGGGUUCGUCAAGCUUUGAAUUGCUGGAGAUCUGGCUAUUUAGAGUUUUGAUAGCACAGAGAAGUGGACUAUAAACUUUGGUCCCCUUCCAGUUUUGUUGAAGAGGAAGUAACUAAAAUCAAGAGUUUUGCAGCUUCCUACAAGAAAAGGAAAUAGAUUUUUCUCUCGGACUUGGGGGGAUUGUAAUGGACUCCCUUAAAAUUUUGAUCAUUUAGUGGCGAAAAGCUUUCCAAAAGGCCCAUUUAGCACUAGGAUAAUUGAUUGAAUAUUUCUUAGAAUGUAACUUUUCCUUUUUUUUAAGCAUUGUAUCUUUUCAAUGCAGAAUAAAUCAUGAUAUCUUUCUUUCUUUC
Messenger RNA from Ziziphus jujuba (common jujube), 1064 nucleotides. RefSeq lists its product as uncharacterized. The transcript has 5 exons. The record is from RefSeq and is a predicted model, not a curated record. NCBI's taxonomy places the organism in Eukaryota, Viridiplantae, Streptophyta, Magnoliopsida, Rosales, Rhamnaceae. The coding region runs from base 170 to 583 and encodes 137 amino acids.